This is a messenger RNA of Penicillium brevicompactum, 642 nucleotides long. RefSeq lists its product as uncharacterized. The transcript has a single exon. Lineage: Eukaryota; Fungi; Ascomycota; Eurotiomycetes; Eurotiales; Aspergillaceae. The coding region runs from base 1 to 642 and encodes 213 amino acids. The record is from RefSeq and is a predicted model, not a curated record.
AUGACUGUUUUUGGGCCUUAUACGUCCCCAGAGGCAUGUUUCAAGGCUCAAAUUCGAUUGAUACUGGAUUUGAUAGUUCAACAAGAAUCCUACAUCAAUCGCCCAAUCGAUGCGUUUCUCAUACAUCGUUUCCUCUUAGAGAUUGUGCCUACAAUUCUCUCAAAGAACGACCUUGAUGAUGGAAUGUUCUACUUGAAACACGCAGACGAGAAAGGGGAUCAGAUACUCGUUGACAACGACUUCAACAUAACAGGCAUUAUUGACUGGGAAUGGGCGCAGAUAGAUUCCAAAUCAGCAGCUUUUAACUCGCCAAUUGUGCUUCUUCCCGUUGCCGACUUCUACGAGGGAGCUGAUUAUAUCGGAGGUGAUGAACUUUAUUUUGCCGAAUGUCUAGAAGAGAAAGGGCAUUCAGACCUUGGGGAGAUAGUUCGAAAUGGGCGGCUUCUUCAUCGAAUCCAAUUUUGUUGCGGAUAUGACCUUGAUGACUGGGACGGAUUCAUUGGGCUCUUCUUCGGGCUGCUCAAGAUAUUGGGCAUUGAAGGAGAUUCUCAAUGGGAAACGUGGAGAGCGGGCGCCUUAGAGGGCUAUCGAGAUGAUGAUCAACUCCAGCAACUCCUUCAACAGACCGGAAAAUCAGAAUGA